Molecule: messenger RNA, 4619 nt
Organism: Dendroctonus ponderosae (mountain pine beetle)
Lineage: Eukaryota; Metazoa; Arthropoda; Insecta; Coleoptera; Curculionidae
Gene: mesh
Product: protein mesh
Exons: 18
Coding region: 16-4323 (1435 amino acids)
Biological process (GO): cell-matrix adhesion
Source: RefSeq, a predicted model, not a curated record
AAACAAUUCCGAAAAAUGUGUGUCACAAGUAAAAUACAUAUCAGGUCGAGCUAUCUGAACAAACAGGUUGAAUUUGUGAUACCUUAUGGUGGCAGUGUUUCAGUAAUUUGUCGCUUCAGUUCCACCAUGGAACUCAGAUUUUUGUUAGGGGUAGUUCUUUUAGUGUUGUGCGCUAGUACAUUGGGACAAGAAGAUAAUGCAGAAAACACAAAUUCGGACAGUGAUGUAGAAGCGGUGCCUGGUGUGCUUGCAGACGCAGGUGAUUCUGAUGGUCAGCCUGUACCUGCGGAAGGUGAUCCUGGAACUGGAGGUGACCAAGGAACAGAUACAAAUGUCGAUCCCAACUAUGAUGAAUCUGUAGAUCCUCCCGUUCCUAUUCCUGAAAAUAGCGAGUCUAACGAUUCAGAGAAUGCGGCAGAAGUAGGCGAAGGCGAGGCCGCUCCUGUAGACGACUCUUCAUUACACACGGGGCAAAAAGUUCUUCGUAUGGGCCAAUAUGUCAUUUAUUAUGACCCUGAUUACGAUCCAAUGACCUCACAUGUUGCCCCACAAGAUACUGACCAAAGAGGAGGAUCCGGUACUCCAUACACCCUAACGGAAAGUCGUUUGGCUACCAUCAGAAACCUCUUUAUGUAUCCUUUCUACAACCAAGGGGGAAACGUUGAUAAUGAGGGAGAUUACCAAAAGGAGAUUCAAGCCUCUUCACCUCAGGUACACAAGAAUUUGAACUUCCAACUGCCAUUCUUCGGCUUCAGAUUCAACUACACCAGAGUAUCGCUAAAUGGUUAUUUGGAGUUCAGCGAUCCGCCACCAAACUACGAAUAUCCUUUGGUAUUUCCCGUCAGGGAUUGGCCGAAGAGAAACGAUCCGUCUUUCAUUGGAAUCUUCUUCAGCAAAUGCAGGAUCGGAAACCUUAGGGACGACGAUCAAGAUCAACGCAACCCAGGAGUGUAUUUCCGCAUGGAAAGGGACUUGCUGACCAGAACUGACCAGAUGGGAGUCGAAAUACGCGAGAGACUCAAGUGGGAUAUUCGCGAAGGAGUAAUUGGUGCUGAGGCGUUUGAACCCAAACAUGCCAUUAUUGUGACCUGGAAGAACAUUUCGUUCAAUGGCGGCUUUGCCAAUGCAUUGUUCCAGACCAACACAUUCCAAAUGGUUCUGGCCACUGAUGAAGUUUACACCUAUGCAAUGUUCAACUAUCUGGAUAUUUCCUGGACGAGUCACACUGAAGCUGGAGGAGACACGCGAAAAGGAGAAGGAGGAGUUCCAGCUUAUGUGGGAUUCAAUGCCGGUAACGGCACAAGAAGUUGGGAGUACAGCCCAUACAGUCAGGCCUCUGUAAUUCGGGAUUUAUCUGGACGAGGUUACGCGAACGGGUUCCCUGGAAGGCAUUUGUUCAGGAUCGAUGAAAAUAUUCUAGUAGGAACAUGCAAUAAAGACAUAGAUGGUGCAAAUUUGCCGCUAAUGUUCGCUCCUGAAUCGGGCAACAUGUUGGGAGGUACAGUGGUGAACAUUACUGGGCCAUGUUUCAACCCUACCGAUCAGGUGAUUUGCAAAUUCGAUGUAGCUGACGUGGUUUAUGGUACUGUGGUGAGCAGGAACAGGGCCAUUUGCAUCCAGCCUCCUCUUAUGGUCGAGGGUUAUGUGAGGUUUGAAAUUGCAAUUGGACCAGGAGUUUACAAGUGGAAAGGCCAGUACUAUGUGGAAACACCAGCUAGUGCUGCACAGAAAAUCUACUUCAAAGACAUGAAAGUGCACGAUAAAGCUCCUAGUGAGAUCAAGAUUACCUGGGAGAAGUACAAUUUGACUGCAAAUGAUGCCGCCAACAUCAGGAUUUCUUUAUGGGGUUAUCGGGAGACCACAAUACGUCCAACUCUUCUGUAUAUCACAGAUAUCGCAGAAAACGUGCAGAAUACUGGAGAGUACACCAUCACACCUUCGCAAUAUAGGAACAGGGAAAACACCUUUUUAACCGAUUUACAGUUUGGCUUCCUCCAAAUCAAUCUAACUGAAUCGAUUCCUGUUCAAGCUGAUUACAGUGGCACCGGUUCUUCUUCUACCACCACUAAUACAGCGGUUACCAUCACUCCGGUAGUCUGGAGCAGACCAAUUCCUCUUGGAUGGUAUUUCAACUGGCAGUGGGAGCGAAUGUACGGGACAAACUGGCCUCGAAUUCUGUGUGAUGAUUGGCUGAGAACCGACAGAUAUCUGAAGAAUUUCGCUCACGAACUACCUCAAUGUCCGUGCACUUUAGAACAGGCCUUGAUUGAUAAAGGGAAAUAUAUGCCCGAUUUCGAUUGCGAUAAGGAUUCCAAUCCGACUUGCUACUACAACAAUCAGGCCGUUCAUUGUGUAAGAACCGGAUCACCCACACUGGAAGGAUCAGAGCAACAAUGCUGCUACGACAAAAACCACUACCUGAUGUUGUCCUACGAUCAGCAAUGGGGUUCCAGCCCCAAACGAUGCCACAAUCUCGGCCUGAUGCCCUACCAGGAAGCCACCAAAGUGCCCACCUUAUCCCAAUGGUUCAACGAUAUGGUACCCAAAUAUCUGUGCUGUUUAUGGCAAGAAGAGCAAGCGGUUGGGUGCGAAACGGUUCGAUUCGAGCGAAGACCCAGCCAGGAUUGUGUGGCCUACCAAGCUCCAGGUAUUGCUGGAAUUUACGGCGAUCCUCACAUUGUCACCUUCGACGAUCUGGAUUAUACGUUCAAUGGAAAAGGGGAGUUCGUACUGGUCAAAUCCAAAACGAAAUUGAACAACAUUGAGGUGCAAGGGCGCUUUGAGCAAAUGGAUCCCAAUCUCUACGGAGAGGUGCGGGCGACUCAACUGACAUCGGUGGUUGCAAGGGGUAAUACUUCCACAGUGGUGGAGGUGAGAAGAAGACCGGAAUAUGCCAGAUGGAGAUAUAGACUGGACGUGAUUGCAGACGGCAAAAGAGUAUAUUUCGAUAGACCUUCUUUGAAGUUCCAACAUUUCCCAGGCGUUACUGUUUACACUCCUACAUAUAUUUUGAACCAAUCUGAAGUUAUCAUGAUGUUCGACAAUGGUGUCGGUGUGGAGGUACUUGACAAUAAUGGUUACAUGACAGCCAGAGUAUUUCUACCAUGGUCCUUCAUCAACAAGACGGCCGGAUUGUUGGGCAAUUGGAGUUUCAACAAGGAAGAUGACUUUACUCUCCCCGAUGGACAAAGAGUCAGUGUUGUUACCAAUGUAAAUGACAUGGAACGAGUUUACACCCAAUUCGGAUUGCUAUGGAUGGUGAAUGAUGUCCUGGACGCUGAUAGAGGUAGAUCACUGUUCCUGCGAGAAAACGGCCAGACUUCCUCCAACUAUAAUAACCGCUCUUUCGUGCCAAUAUUCCCGAUGACUCCGGAAGAAAUCAUUCCGGCAAACCGGUCCAAUCUGAUCCAAAGAACUCACGAAAUCUGCAAUACCCAGAUGUACGAGUGCUACUACGAUUAUGCGAUGACUUUGAACAGAGACUUGGCUCAUUACACGCAAAACUACAAAACCACGAUAUAUAAAUACAAGGGAAUUUCUCGAACAAAGGUCGUUUCUUGUGGUAUUAUGCCAACGCCCCGAUUUGGCCGAAAAAGUACAUUUUUGUUCAUACCCGGUACCAGAGUAACAUUUGAAUGCGAGCAGAACUUUGUGCUGAUUGGAGACAAUCGAAGAACUUGCGGAAGUGAUGGACAGUGGGACAUUCCCGAAUAUGGCUACACCCACUGCUUGCGUCAACAAGAAUACUCGCAACGUCAACUAGCGGUCGCUUCUGGAAUAGUUUUCCUAGUACUCAUACCGUUACUGAUACUAAUCGCCUACAUAGCGUAUAGAGUGUAUUUAAAAUAUGUUGAUAGCGAGGAAAGUUCUUGGCAAUACCAAAAGCCUGUCAUGUUAGCUCGUAGCUUUAGCCCGACUUCUGAUGCGUUCAGCAACCCGUCCAGCGACAGAUCGAGCACUGAUAGCAUGUUUAAGAGGAAGCGUAGCUACGAUAAGACUUAUCGCACUCAUGAGCCGUUAACCGGUUUGCCCGAAACCGAUUUCGAGCAGAAAGAACUCGACCCGAAUGAGCCAGAAUUUGAGCCAAAGUCGCCCACUAGUCCUACUCCUAGUUCAGUUGUUUACAGUCAACCAUUCCAAAGCCAGCCCGAUUUGGUUAAUCCUGCUGGAAAAGAAAGGCUCACUUAUGGCUCGGAUGACUACGCUAUUCCAGUUAAAAAAAAUAACGUUUCUCCUACUGCAAAGUUUUUCCCUAGUUCGCAAUUGUCUCCAACAGACAAAACAAGAAUGAGCAGUCAGAGCAACAUUGUGACUGCGGUGUAGCUGAAUGUCUGAAAGGAGAUAUCAAGUUGCUUUACUUUUUAACAUAAAUAUGCCCUUUGGCUAGAUUUCUGGCAUGUGGAAUAGUGAGUUUUCUUUAGCUAAGACGUACAAAUGAAAACAAGCUUUUAAUAUUCUGGGCAUACUCCGGCGGAAAUUUUACCUGUUGUGAUAAAGGAUGACAGUUUAGCUAUAUUUGUACCCACAAAACCAGAACGUUGCCAUUCAAAUUAUAUUUUUUACUGGCUAACUAAGGAUAUUUUGUAAGCAGAGUUAUUUAAUACAUGUUUUGGAUUAUA